This is a messenger RNA of Talaromyces proteolyticus, 1130 nucleotides long. Its product is annotated as ribosomal protein L19/L19e domain-containing protein. Lineage: Eukaryota; Fungi; Ascomycota; Eurotiomycetes; Eurotiales; Trichocomaceae. The record is from RefSeq and is a predicted model, not a curated record. Gene Ontology annotation, biological process: translation. Gene Ontology annotation, cellular component: ribosome; cytosolic large ribosomal subunit. Gene Ontology annotation, molecular function: structural constituent of ribosome; RNA binding. The transcript is spliced from 4 exons. The coding region runs from base 103 to 816 and encodes 237 amino acids.
GAAAUUACAUCCAAUUAUUGCUGUAAGGUGAUCUAUCUUGGAGUGCGUACUAUGUCAGUAGCUAGAAGGGGUAUAGCGGGGCGGGCUUGAGCCCUAAAGUGGAUGCUAGCGCAGUCCUCGCUUAGCGAUUACCUAAGCAUCACCCCAUUCUCAAACUCCUCUCUGAAAUCGCCCGUCAGCAAUCGAUCCGAACGACGAACUCAACCGCCAAACGACCGUCGACACGCCGACAUCAAGAUGGUCAAUCUCCGUACUCAGAAGCGCCUUGCGGCGUCCGUGAUCGGCUGCGGCAAGCGCAAGGUCUGGCUCGAUCCCAAUGAGAUGAGCGAGAUCUCCAACGCCAACUCUCGCCAAACCGUCCGCAAGUUGGUCAGCGAUGGCCUCAUCAUCCGCAAGCCCGUUACCAUGCACUCCCGUGCCCGUGCUCGUGAACUCAACCUCGCUCGCCGAAUUGGUAGACACCGUGGUCUCGGUAAGCGCAAGGGUACCAAAGAUGCUCGUAUGCCCAGCCAAGUUCUCUGGAUGCGUCGCCAGCGUGUUCUCCGUCGUCUCCUCGUGAAGUACCGUGCCUCGGGCAAGAUCGACAAGCACCUGUACCACGAACUUUACCACCUCAGCAAGGGUAACACCUUCAAGCACAAGCGUGCUCUCGUUGAACACAUCCACAAGGCUAAGGCCGAGAAGCACCGUGAGCGUGUGCUCAAGGAGGAAAUGGACGCCAAGCGUGCUAAGACCAAGGCUGCCCGUGAACGACGACAAGAGCGUAUCCUCGCCAAGCGAAAUGCUGUGGCUGGUGAGGAAGAGGCCAAUGAGUAAAGGUGUUGGUGAGGAAGCUUGUUGAGAGAAAGACCAUGGUCGGUGUGACUAUGGCAUUCAAAGUCCGGUUGAUUUGGCAUUAUUGUACGGAGCAAUUACUGGUCUUGGGAUCUAUGACGCGUGGUGGGAUUUGCAUGUUAGUACUGUCAGAUAUGAUCGGACAGCUGAUGAGAUCUAAUGCAUCCACUUUCUAUUUCUUUGGGUUCUUACAAGUGAGCCAGAGACGAAAAUUUCCUAUGUGUCUUACAAAUAAAUGAUACGCCAGAGAAUAUCUAUUUUGGUAACCAAGUACUAAAAUCCUACAUACUUUUAUG